AUGGAGGAGUUUUUCCGGCCUUACAAACCUCAGUCAUCACAAAUUUCUUGUCGUGAGAGAAAACAAUACGACGUAUUUCUGAGCUUUCGAGGUCCGGACGUGAGAAAAACAUUGGUGGAUCAUCUCUACCAAUCUCUCUCCAUUGCUGGAGUGAAUGUCUUUAUAGACAGUGAGAAACUGGAAAAGGGGGAAAAUAUUGAAAUGAAUCUGGAGCAGGCUAUUCACGACUCUACCAUCUAUAUACCCAUAUUUUCUCCUGAUUACGCCACUUCAGCAUGGUGCCUCAAAGAGCUCUCCCUCAUGUGGAAGCUCGGAUCCACUUGCAUAGAUCCUAGACUGACAAUACCUCUUUUUUAUAAUGUGGAACCAUCUGAGGUUAGAUAUUCUCGGUGUAAAGGUCCAUACGCCAGCGCUUUCAUAAAACAUCGGACGCAAGGUAGGCACAGCAAAGUGGAGAUCGAAGGCUGGAACGACGCGCUGUACCAAGUCUCCUGUUUAUCUGGGUGGUGUCUCAAGGAAACGUCCUUCGGGUUCGAAGGGAAGCUUGUGAAGCAAGUGGUGAAGGACGUUCUCCAGACAUUGGAUGUUGGAGUGUUAGACGUGGCCAGACGCCCUGUGGGACUCAUUCCUCGCCGUGAGGAGGUGAUACAGUUGUUGAAACUGGGCGAUAAGACAAGUGAUCGGCUCAGCCUUGGUAUUUCGGGUAUGGGUGGUCUGGGUAAAACCACCCUGUCAAAAGCCCUUUAUAACAAGAUCCAUCACCUCUUUGAAGCUUCUUGUUUUGUAUCUAGUGUAAAAUUAGAGAUGUCCAUCCAGGGCCUUAGAAAAUUGCAACAGCAGGUCCUCAGGGAUCUGUUGAGAACUCAAAUAAAGGUGAAUAAUAUAGAUCACGGAAAAGUUCUAAUGAGGAAUCGUUUGGGAUCCUUAAGAGCACUGGUGGUUUUGGAUGAUGUUGACAAUGUCCAACAGUUAGAUGCUCUGAUGGGUGACUGGCUUGGAGAAGGAAGCAGAAUCAUCAUUACAACCCGAGAUAAACGUGUCUUGGAGGUGCCACAAGUUGAUGUGAUCUACCCCAUGAGAGGACUUGAACAUGCUGAAGCCGUGGAGUUGUUCAGUUGGCAUGCCUUUCUCAGAGACCACCCGGAGAGAGGCUAUGGAGAUAUAACGGAGAGAAUUGUCGAGGCUUGUUCAGGUCUUCCACUGACCUUGGAGAUUAUAGGCACAGACCUAUAUAAUAGAAAUCACAUUAGAUAUUGGACCGAGGCUCUACACAAACUUGAAAAUGUAGGUCACAAUUCUGUGUUUGAAAUCCUCAAAAUUAGUUACGAUAUAUUAACGCCUGUAGAGAAACACAUUUUUUUAGACAUAGCCUGCUUUUUCGUUAACCUGAAGAACAGCAUCUUGAAUCCAAAUAGGGCUUUCAAUAUGGACUUUUAUGAGAGAUUCUGGAGUGCUUUAGGGUGUGAACCUGUGUAUACAAGUCUUAAAACUCUUGAAGAAAAGGCACUCAUUGUAGUACAUGAGCACAGUUAUAGUGAGGCCGUGGAUGAAGAAAGAGAUGAAGAAGGCCACGAAGGUCAGUACUUUUGUGAAUUUUCUAUGCAUGAGCAGAUUAGAGACAUGGGCAGACGAAUCGUCGCAGAGGAAUCGGAGAAGGAUCCAAACAAACGUAGUAGAGUGUGGCGGGAGGAGGACAUACGUACGCUAAUGGCUUGUUCUAGUACACUACAGGUUCUGUUUAUCCUCUGUUCCGAACUUUAUAUCAAUAAUUUGUUUGUCUAUGUUGUUUUUAAUGCUCCAGCUAUAGAUUUCUCCUACGAUCCAACUAAUCUACGUCAAUAUACUCCACUUGGUAAGCGAUGCUCUGCCUCUCAUCUUAAACAGGAAAACUCAAAUGUAGAGGGCCUCAUGUGGAGAAGGCGAAUGGAGCUUCAGCAAAUAGACACUUUGGCACCAAUGCAGAAAUUAGAUUUCUUGAUGUGGUGGAAAUUGCAAGUCAAGUCUGAGAUAAGAAGACUACCUACAAACGUAAAAUAUCUGGUCUUAUCCGAGUGUCGAUUAAAGGACUACAAUCCCCAGACUUGUCUUCCAAAAGAAAUCUGUAAUCUUCAAUGCUUGGAAGAUUUAUUUUUAAGAAGAUGCAGUUUACAGGCCCUGCCUGAAGAUUUUGGAAAGCUUAUCAAGCUAAAGAGGCUUGACAUUAGCAACAAUCUCUUGUCAGAAUUUCCGCCAUGCUUUCAACAUCUGGAAUCUUUGGUGAAUCUAGAGAUGAGCUGGAAUGAACAACUUACUCUUCCAAGAAACCUCGCUUCUUUACACAUAUCAGGCUGCUCACAAUUGCAAAGAUUAGCCUUCCCUCCUCUUACCAUGGAAAUGCUUACAACUCAACGACAGCUGAUGAAGGGUCCGUCCGAAGGACGACUCGACCAAGAUUCUGGUCAAACGCAGAGGCCUCAUGGUUUGCUCACAAGUCUGUCCAGCCAACUUUUCCUUCUGCGUAAUUCUAAACAAACACAAAGGUUAUGCAUGAUAGGCUGUGACAACAUUCAACUUAAUAUUUACAAGUUGUUGGAGGAAGUUUUAUGUUUGGAGCAACUGGACUUGUCGGUAUCUUCUGCAGAGGAGUUUCUUGGUGAAACGCAACCUCUUGAAGGCCAAAAGUACCUCAUACUGGAAAGGGAUACUUCACCCCUAACAGUCUUAUUUUGCUUCGUAUUUGACAGCAGUGAGAAUUUCCGUCUUCCAGAGAUGGAGGUGGUAAUGACAUUUUUGGGCGACGACCAUGAGCGCUCAUAUUCUCAAACUUUCAAACUCCCGUCGCUUAUGAAAGAAGAUGGCAGCGCAAAACAUAUCCUGCGAGUGUGCGUUUUCAAUGGAUGGCAGUGGAAAAAUUAUAGACCAUUUUUUAAAGGGGGUGAGAUGAGAGGCUCGUACUCUGUACGGGAUCGAUUGUCUCAACGGGGGAGUCUGGCGUUAAUGAGGCAGGCGGAAAUUUUUCUCUUACCUAAAUAUGCAAAUUUUUCUUCUACAACGAAACUCGCACAAAUUUUGAGAGAGUGGAAAUUAUUGUCACCUUCCAUUGAUGGCGACCAGCGGUUCCCGUCGAUAAAAAAGAGGCCAUGGGUUACGAGAUGA
Molecule: messenger RNA, 3135 nt
Organism: Cryptomeria japonica (Japanese cedar)
Lineage: Eukaryota; Viridiplantae; Streptophyta; Pinopsida; Cupressales; Cupressaceae
Product: disease resistance protein Roq1-like
Exons: 6
Coding region: 1-3135 (1044 amino acids)
Biological process (GO): defense response; signal transduction
Molecular function (GO): protein binding; ADP binding
Source: RefSeq, a predicted model, not a curated record